Vigna radiata var. radiata (mung bean) is the source of this 1855-nucleotide messenger RNA. RefSeq names its product mitochondrial phosphate carrier protein 3, mitochondrial. NCBI's taxonomy places the organism in Eukaryota, Viridiplantae, Streptophyta, Magnoliopsida, Fabales, Fabaceae. The coding region runs from base 154 to 1257 and encodes 367 amino acids. The record is from RefSeq and is a predicted model, not a curated record. The transcript is spliced from 6 exons. Gene Ontology annotation, cellular component: mitochondrial inner membrane. Gene Ontology annotation, molecular function: phosphate transmembrane transporter activity. Gene Ontology annotation, biological process: mitochondrial phosphate ion transmembrane transport.
UUUCACCCUUCAUACACACUUUCUAACCACAAACCCUCCCACUUUGUCGCCCAUCUCAGACAACAACAUUCUAUUUUCCCACUUCUGUUUACGAUUGACAGAAACAUAGUCACACAAAAACACAAAAAAAAAAAACUUUCUUGUCAGGUCUCAAUGGCUCCCUCAGACCAAUCUCGCCACUCUCUUGUUCCUGGAUUCUUAUACUCAUCAAAAAUACAGUCCCAUUUGAGUAAUAACACCAAUCAUGGGUUGCCAUUGCUACCAUCAUCAUCCUCCAUUGCAUCGUAUUCAUCAUCCUCGUCGUUGCCAGUGCAGGGUGGGGCCAAGAGUCCUGUGAUCCUUUCACCACAAGAGAAAAUCCGCUUGUUUUCUCCUGCCUACUAUGCAGCAUGCAGUGCCGGUGGGGUCUUCAGUUGUGGACUCACUCACAUGGCUGUCACUCCUCUCGAUCUUGUCAAGUGCAACAUGCAGAUUGAUCCUGUAAAGUACAAGAACAUCACAUCGGGAUUUGGAGUGUUACUGAAGGAGCAGGGUGCUAAAGGUUUCUUCAGGGGAUGGGUGCCUACUCUGCUGGGGUACAGUGCUCAAGGAGCAUGCAAGUUUGGGUUUUAUGAAUUCUUCAAGAAGUAUUACUCAGACCUUGCAGGACCCGAGAAUGCAGUGAAGUACAAAACGAUCAUAUAUCUAGCUGGUUCUGCUUCAGCUGAAGUCAUUGCUGAUAUUGCCCUUUGCCCUAUGGAGGCUGUCAAAGUUCGUGUACAAACUCAGCCUGGCUUUGCUCGAGGUUUAUCAGAUGGGUUGCCCAAGUUUAUCAAGGCCGAGGGUGCUUCUGGGUUGUAUAAAGGUAUAGUUCCUCUUUGGGGGCGUCAAAUUCCAUACACGAUGAUGAAAUUUGCUUCUUUUGAGACCGUUGUGGAGAUGAUCUACAAAAACGUCAUCCCAGUCCCGAAGGAGAAGUGCAGCAAAAAUAAGCAGCUUGGAGUGAGUUUUGCAGCUGGAUACAUAGCAGGUGUGCUGUGUGCAGUUGUCUCACAUCCUGCUGACAACCUCGUUUCUUUUCUCAACAAUGCCAAGGGAGCCACUAUUGGUGAUGCUGUGAAGAAAAUUGGGGUGGUAGGUCUUUUCACUCGUGGCCUUCCUCUUCGUAUAGUUAUGAUUGGAACACUAACUGGAGCACAGUGGGGACUCUAUGAUUCAUUUAAAGUAUUUGUAGGACUGCCUACUACUGGAGGAAGUGCUCCUGCACCUGUUAAGUAGAAAGCAGAGAUACUAAAGAUAUGCGAAAGGAGAUUUUUUUUGUCAAAAAUAAUUUAUGUUUAGAUUUUGUCCUUCAUUUCAUUUUCUUCAAAUUGUAUUGGAUUCUUAGUUCGAUUGUCAAAACGAGAGAGACAAUCUUGUUUCUACGGGCAUGACAAUUAGUGUUUUAUGGAAUGUAGAACUAUUUUUCCUAAUUUAAACUUCCGAUCACACUUGUCCAAUAUAAAAGCUCUACUCAAAUAUCUCAAGGAAUGAAGGAAGCUUUAAUGGGUUCCGUUUUAUGAAAAGAAGAAAAAUGUAAAGUUGUCUUGAUGUAGAGGCUAUGAUUGUCUCGGUUGAGUCCAUCAUAGAAUAUUCUACGAGGCAAUGCUAUUUACAAAGCCGAGCCCCUCCUUUUUACUCCACAGCAUCUAAACUUCUUAUAAUAUAAAAGGAUUUGCAAAAACAAUUACAAUAAAGAUAAAUAGAAGGUAGCAAAAGAAAAAGGCGGUGUCUAGAACAUUUGCCCGUAAACUACAUGAUCGAUCAUCUUUGUUUCUUCUUUAAUCCAAAAUAAAUAAAUAAAACCACCAGCACAUAGAUAACAAUGUUAACUAAU